AUGGCAUAUCGCCGGCUGUCUGAUGGCGGGGAAGGUAUCGAUGAACACGAUCGUUCCAUCAUAGAAACUUGCCUAGACUUGGAGUCCGAUAUGGGGCUUCUGGAGCAAAGAGUGACUUCUAGUUCUACAACUGACGCGUCAGCCAGGCUAACAGAGUUAGUUUCAAUGCUAUCAGGUGCCGCCGCUGCGACGGGAUCCGUAGAAGGUCGUCUUCUUCCCGGUGAAGGGGAGGCGCAUUCAAGGGAACAGUUGCUAGAGGACCAAAGUGGUUCUGAGCAUGAGGGUGGUGGUCCGGUGGGCCUGCAUACUUCUUCAAUGCAAGCACUUGAAGAGCGCGGUGAAUUCAUCAGUGGUGUUCUCCCAUCUCUGGACCCAGACUCCUGGAUGGAUGCAAUCCCAAGCAUCCAGUCUCAGCCUGAAGACGAGGAAAUAAGGGAGAGUUCCUGGAUUCCUGGAGACGAGGGAGAGGCUGAACUGGCGUCUACAUCACUUUUAUCGAAGGACGGGCAUACUGAGGAUCCCGGAAAUCAAUAUGUGCCAGGGGAUAUUCGAACUCACCCGUAUGUUCGGCUUCCAGUGUUGGAGAAACGUGUCUUCCCUCGGUACAUCCGGGUAUCAAACCUCUUUGUGCGACGGUCAUGGAGGUUUUCCCCUAAUAGCUGCCUGUUGACGUUGCGGCACUUAUUUGCAAAGGAGACCCUGAACCAGAAGGACGCCGACAUGGUAAUGAAUGCCGUCGAGCGGCUAGUAACCAUAUGUUGGCUUCGGAGCUCCAGACCGCCGAGGCGUCUCAAUCCACUUUGCGUUGUCGAAUUGUUAGGUUAUUAUUUCAUGGCGUUCGAUGCCAUCGUGUGUGCUAUUGAACUUUUUAAGGAUUCUAUGUUGCUUUAUCGUUGGUGGGAUAAAUUCACAGCGCGCUUCCACUUGGAUUUACCUGCGACCCCUCCAUGGGUAAGUUUUACCCCAUUGGCGGCAUAUAACAGGGAAUUGAUUCUGCGCCUAAUCCGUGCCUUGAAAAUUUACAGGACUGGAAAGCGCCCCCCACUGGCUGAAGUUGUUGCUCUUAAAAGGCUGCUAUUCUGCUCUCCACACGGGCGCCACAGAUUAAAAGGUCCGAAAUGGGAUCCCUGGCGAAAAGAUGGAAUGUGUCCUUAA
Eimeria maxima is the source of this 1155-nucleotide messenger RNA. RefSeq lists its product as hypothetical. The record is from RefSeq and is a predicted model, not a curated record. Lineage: Eukaryota; Apicomplexa; Conoidasida; Eucoccidiorida; Eimeriidae. Bases 1 to 1155 code for a protein of 384 amino acids. The transcript has a single exon.